Molecule: messenger RNA, 3202 nt
Organism: Paramormyrops kingsleyae
Lineage: Eukaryota; Metazoa; Chordata; Actinopteri; Osteoglossiformes; Mormyridae
Source: RefSeq, a predicted model, not a curated record
ACCAUACCUCCUGAAUGAGAAGCUCUUAAAGGGAGUUGUUGCUUUGAAUUUUUAGCCAUUUUCAGAGCCUUGUAGGAGAAAAAGUAUGUAAAGUAUGACCUUGUAUUUUAAAAUUCUACAGACAAACAUAGCCAUAGUCACAAAGUUUCAAAGCUAUAGAUGCCAUAUCAAAGAAGCAAAGAAGAUGGACAGAAAUGCUGAGCUAGCAAAACGCAUAAAAUGAAGUAACAUUUCAGAAGGCUGUAGAUUCAAAAGUAUUAGAGAUACAGGCCUCAUACUCGUUAUUUCUCCAUAAGUUUGGUAAAGGAGCAACAGUGAUUUUUUUCCAGGGAAAUCUAAGAGCAUGACCAGGGACCCUCUGGGUGAUUUGAUAUGGAAUGACCCCCUUGUGGCUAAAUUUAAUAUUGUAAGAAUACUGGUUAAUCACUUUGUUCUACUCGAAGAGAACAAUGGUAUGGAUGUAAGAAUAUGGAAUAUAUAUUACCAUACAAUGGAAAAAUCCCAUAACUACAUAUUUGACCAAAACUGAAUUGCGACCAAAACUGGGUCUCAGGCUGUUUCUGGUUUCUGUCAUGGAGCAGCCCAGAGGACUGCCGUCUACAUCACCAGGGGAUUCUCCUUAAUGACAAGAAGCACUUUAUACAGGGACUAAUAAGAGUGCAAACAAGACGCAGCUGGAAUGAACCACAUCAGGGCAGGAACAGGAAGUAAGACAAGUGAUGAACAUACUGUACAUUUCUCGUUAAGGCUACGCUGAGGAGGAAACAGGGGGGGCAGUCAACUUCCUCAUUACCAAAUGCUCAAUUUAACUUUUAACUUUUGCUUCUCCACAUUCACAUUUGGCUGAUUGCUGUCAACAUGUUGCUGCCUGCCUUCUGUCUCUAUACACAGAUUAUCCUUCUCACUGGAUAUGAAUUACCAAAGCCAGGAAUAAGCCUGACUAAAACUUUGCUGACUGAGAAGGGGACUCUCCAAGUUACCUGUGACGUCCCUGAGGAUAAGACACCAUUACAGUGUUCACUGCAUCUAGAUGGACAGCAGAGCCCCAUGAAGACUGAAUUAGUCAGGUCAGGACUGUGUGAAUUCCAUGUGACUGGGGAAGAGCUUCUCGGUGGAAGAACAGACAAGGCGCAGUACACUAUCGUAAGGCUAAGCUGUGCCUACAGUGUCGGUGAUCAGCAUUCAGAGCGAAGUCAGAUGAUGGAAGUGAAGGUCUUAGGUGAGCUGAAAGCCCCCCAGCUGACUGUAAAGCCAAAUGUCAUCAGGAAGGGAGACACAGCAGAGCUGCACUGUUUGGUGCAUCCAUCCAUCUCCAGGUGCCAUUUACAGAUAGGGGGGGAGGCGUUUGAUCAGAAUACCUCAGAAUGUCUGCGCUUCUAUUCCUGGGAUGAUCUCCGUCAGACUGGGAAUCACAGUGCAGAUACUGAGAUUAAAGUUCAGUGUAAGUACUCUCAGCAGAUAGAUGGACAUGAAGCUCCAUCACAAGACAGCAACGUCUCUAUAGUUACAUUGUUGGCGAACUCCACUGUGGAUCCUGUGUCAGCUGCGCCGUGGAAUAAAGCAGGAACAGUGGGGGUGGCUUGUGCUGUGACUGCGAUCCUGCUGGGAGCCGCUGCGGUCGUCCUGUACAGGAGACACAGAAACCAGAAAUCAACAAGACAACUGCCAGAUCAUGAUGCCAGUGUGAGAAUGGCAAAGCCAAGCAGUGACACGCAGUCCUGCAAUAAUGUCAUCUAUUCAUUGAUCAGCGAUGCCCCUACUGAUCCAGUGACACAAGAGGAGAACAAGGUGCCUUCUCUGAUCGACACAGUUAGUACAUCUACAUUUUAUUCAUGUAGCAGAUGGUUUUUUAUCCAAAGUGACGUAAACCUCAGAAUGCAGUGUCAACCAGUGCCUGGAGCAAUUGGGAUUAAGGGUCUUGCUCAAAGGCCCAAUGGUAAAAUCACUCUGCAAAUCAGGGGUUUUUUAAUCAGCAUCCUUCCAAAUACAGAUACAUCAUCGUAACUCACAGGAGAACACACAUGGGAUGCACAGUAUUGAAAAAAAUCCACAUCACAAAAUUUGAGAUUUUUUUUAUAUUGCAAUAAUCAUAAAACAAAAACAAAAAAAAUUGAAAUUACCCUAAACUAUAGUCAAUGUGGUGCCGACAAGUAGCUCUAUGCAAUGUUUCUAUGGAAUUUUCAUAUGAAAGUCGAGUGUAUUUUGGUCACCAAAUUUUAUUCACUUUUUCCCUCCUUACUCACUAUUGUUUAAUUUCUGUUAUAAAUGAUCAUGACUCUCUCGGCCAGCACAGGCAGUGCUCAUGCAAAAGUCAAGGCGGUACACUUUGAUUUCUUUUUAACAUAUGGGUGAGAGACAAAUAAGGGUUUGGUGAGAUGAGUAAUUCAGACAUCUUUUAAAAACUUGUUUCAAAAGCAUGUAUCAGAUUUGUUAAAAUGUUUACACUUCAUAUUAAAAUGCAUCUUGGGCAAAUGAAUGGCAAAUGAAUACAGGUGUAAACGGCCACCAAGGCACAUUGUGAUAUGGUCACUUAAACCAAUUGCCAAGGUGGUCUGUGAUGCAUUUGACCACAUAUCUUUUGUAGUGUAAACGCUAAUGAAUCCUGAUGCAAUCCCAGACAAAGAUGUCAUAAGAAAAAUAUCAUCAGUGCAGGAUGUGGUGGUUGUUUUGGUGACACCACGCCAACACUCGAAAAAAAUGGAGAGGAGCACUGAUGUACGUGGUUGGAGUGCAAGUGAAAACAGAUACCUAAUUUAUAUUCGGACAGAAGAUUCAGUCCGUAGAAUACUAGAUGGUGCUUGUCUGGUGACUUAUGUAAUAUCUGUGUGUGGGGCCAAUAGACCUUCUAGCAGAGGACGUAUCCAGUAAUGAAAUCUGAACACAGGUGGUCAGCUGGACACCUUGGAGAUGCAUGAUAGAUACAGGUGUAUAUGGUGAUGUGUCUUGGCUGUCCACUUAUGAUCCAAUUGCCCAAGAUGCAUUUUAAAACCAAUCAUAAACAGGGUCUUUCUGUCUGUCUGUCCGUCCGUCCGUCUGUGUGUGUGUAUAGGUUAGAUUAUGCUUGCUAGGAUGUUUAAUUGAGAAUUUCACCUUUUUUAAAGCAUGCUUAAUUAUUUGCUACAAAAAUUUUACGGUUACACCACAUUGACAUUAUUGCCAUCAUUCCUCAAAUAUUUUCUCAAAAUUGAUUAAAAACAGAAAU